Messenger RNA from Paramecium tetraurelia, 669 nucleotides. RefSeq lists its product as uncharacterized. The record is from RefSeq and is a predicted model, not a curated record. NCBI's taxonomy places the organism in Eukaryota, Ciliophora, Oligohymenophorea, Peniculida, Parameciidae. The transcript is spliced from 3 exons.
AUGAAUAAUAGCUUUUCAGCAGAAGGGCAAACUUAUUAAGUUAGGACUGUAACAACUUCUUAGAAUGUUUAAAGAACUAGUAAUGGGGAAUUCCAAGAUGCUGUUUAAAGAUAUGAAUUACGAAGAUCGUCGAAACCUAGAUAAACUUAAAAUAAUCAAUAAACAACUGUAAUUACUUCUAACUACGUUUAAUUGGAUAACGAGGGGAAGAAUAAUAAUUAUGACUUGGAAGCUUCAAGAUAAUCUUAGAGAGUGUUGGAGAAAUACCAGGUGAAUAGCUAGAAUAGUCAUUACGAAGUGAAUAGAUAGAGUGUUAAGGAAGUUAUGGACAAAUACAGGAGAGGAAGAGGAACAACUACAUCCUAAUUAUAAACGACAGAGGUGAAGUACUCUGCUGUUCCCCAACCUCAAUAUGAGCACUUUCAGUAGAAAGAAACUAUUUUUGAAGGCAGAAAUAGCAGGUAUGUAGAGGAAUAGGAGUAUUCACAAGAAAAACAAGUGGCAAUAAAUUAUAAUACUAUUUAAACAAAAUAAUAGGUGUAUGAGGUAGAUUAUGAAUAAAUAAAGGAAGAUUGUCAAAUCAGUGACAUUUACAGGAGACCCGAGAGAGAAGAUGAUGAAUAAGUGGACUUAUUAGACAGUGAUUAUGUUUCUUGCAAUAUGUUUUGA